Messenger RNA from Protopolystoma xenopodis, 513 nucleotides. Lineage: Eukaryota; Metazoa; Platyhelminthes; Monogenea; Polystomatidea; Polystomatidae. The record is from the annotation of a GenBank genome assembly.
AUGUACCUGAACAUUUGGGUUCCGGGCGAAAUUAAUCCUGGUUCUGAGAUCAAGCACACCCUAUUCUGGGUGCCCUACCAUUCCUUCAUUCAAGGCUCCAUCAACCAACGGCUCUACAAUGGCGCCGUCCUUGCCGCAGACCAGAAUAUUGUUGUCGUCAUGGUGGCCCUUCGUCUCGGUGUCCUCGGCAACCUGUACUUGCCGCCAAUGGCGAUGGGCAAUCAGGCUCUACUGGACCUGCGAUUAGCCCUUGAAUGGUACCGAAACAAUUCCGCGGGGGCAUUCGGAGCCAAGAAAGAUGAGAUCGUUCUGGGCGGCCAUUCGUCGGGCACCGCCCUCCUCGGCAUGUUUGCACUGCAAGGCUACAGUCGCGGUCUCUACAACGGCCUCUGGCUGUUCAGCGGCUCACCGUUCUACUCGCGCUGGGGUACCAUGUCGCCCAUGAUGGCCGAGGCCAAGGUGAAAGAGGUACGUGACCAAGUCCGCAUGAGGCGGGACUCGAACUCAAAGUGA